AUGCGUAUUCAAUGGUUGCUGCUCUUCCCUGCGGCAGAAGGCGAAUUACGACUGAAUGCUCAGCUUAUGCGGAACCUGACCAAGGCAUCCAAGGCUAAUGAGAGCCUUUGGAAGUAUUUUUUUCCGGAGAGUCCAACCUCCGACGUGAUGCGGAACUGGGUACCUUACACACCACAAUGCGCGAUCGACGAGCAGUGCUGGUGUUUUCACGUGGAGGGCUCAAUGUCCAAAGCUGUGAACCCCCGGGGUGCGGAGAGAGGAUUCAUCAACGGUGAGCCAGAGAACCUGACCGGCACUUUUCGAGCUAACCAAGACUGCGCCUGCCUGGCCCCGAGCACUUCGGGGUGCCUCUUCGGGGACAUGCGCCCGGCCAAGCUGCUGGCGGCGGUGGCCUUGUUGCGGUUCCUCAACGUCACGCAGGUGAUUGAAGAUGGCCGCUACGGGGGCCUCUCCGCUCUUGUCUAUGCGUUGCAUGGUUUCGAGGUGACUAGUGUGGAAAUGCUGCCUUUGGGCCACGUGAAGGAAACCCUCGGCGCAUUUGGGGUCCGGCUCCACGACGGCGACAGCCGGGAGGCUUUGCCCCAAAUCCUCAAGGAGAUGCAUCCAUGGCGCCGUGCAGCAGUUAUUUUCGAUGGCCUCAAGCGUUUUGAAGCCUAUGAAGUCUACAAGAAGAUUGCGCCGAGGGUCGCUGUCGCCAUCUUCGAUGACACCAACAUUCGGGAUGGCCUGGCCUUCCGCCGGAUGCUCGCCCAGCAUGGUCAUCAGAUGUGGAGCAGCGACGCGGCCUCCUUUGGUUGGGUGCUGAAAGCUGAGGAGCCUUACCUGGAGCAGCUCCUUUUGCCCCUAAGAGGCCGAAGGUUUCAGGGGGGCAUCCAGAAGCUGCAGGAUUUCCACUACACCAUUCUCGAAGGCGGUACUGGAGUCUGUGGCUCAGAACCUGGCAAGUGA
This is a messenger RNA of Effrenium voratum, 948 nucleotides long. The record is from the annotation of a GenBank genome assembly. Lineage: Eukaryota; Dinophyceae; Suessiales; Symbiodiniaceae.